UUGUAGGUACUCGUCAUUAUUGUGAUUUGUACUGUGUUUUUAUGAAUUCAUGAUUGUAUGAUGUUGUGGUUCACGAAUCCGAUUAGCAUCAACAGCUAUUACGAAUUCAAACAAUAUGAGGCAAUAAUGUUUGAUAAAUAAUCACCAUGCUGUUCCAACUAAUAGUAACGGGGAUGCUCGCGGUCACGCUGGCCCCGUGCGUGAUCCAGAAGAUAUGCAACACCACGGCCACCGCCAGCGGGCCGCCGCCCUCCAGCGUCUGCAUGCACCGCAUCGAAGAUUGUUAUACAUUACAUAAAGAGAACAGGAAAUCUCAAUACCAUUGACAAGAAAUUCAAAGUUAACGAAAUAUUUUCCAAAUAAAAACAAUAAAACAAAACAAAAUGAUAUAAGCGAAUGCAGAACGGUAUACCUAUAACCUAACUCUACCAAAAAAUUAGUACCUAGUAUAGCACUAAAACUUGCCGGUUUUUAUUAUGCAACCCCACGCUACGUUCCGUUCUUCGCGAAUACUGAAGUAAAAAUAACAUUAAAAGAAAAUAAACAUGUGACGCAUGUGUAUCGGCCUUAUCUACCGUUAGUCCACCCAAAGUCCAGCGUCGCAAAUUCGAUGCCAUAGUGAGAGUUUCUUCCAAUAGUAUGGGGCUGAAGUCACAAACGAGAUGCGUGCUCGAAUAAAUCAUGCGGCGCAUCGUUGCGCGCGCGACUGCAAGUGUUGCCUGGGCUGUAGAUUGUUCUCCUGUUGCUGCCACUGUCGCUGCGCCUGCCACCGCACCGCCUCCUCUAAUGACGUCCCUCGCUUGGCUGCUCGGCUUCAUCGCCUUCGUCCAAUCGGCAACGCCAGGAUGUAAGAACUGUAUUACUCUAGGCAAAGAAGAGAAGGCGAUGUUCCGAGCCCACUCCGAGGCGUGCCUUCCCCAGUCGCAGGCCGACCCCAAGGUCAUCGAGGCUAUGCUGAACGGCGAACUGGCUGACGACCCUGCGCUGAAGAAGCACGUGUACUGCGUGCUGCUCAAGUGCAAGGUCAUCAGCAAGGACGGGAAGCUCCAGAAGACGGCUGUACUUGGCAAGAUGUCUACGAGAACUGACGGCAAAAAUGCCACCAAGAUUCUAGAAAACUGUUCCGAGCAGGGUGGCGACACUCCCGAGGAAAUAGCCUGGAACCUCUUCCGAUGCGGGUACGACAAAAAAGCGGUGCUCUUCGAAUACAUGCCGCCAGAGGGCGCUGCCGACUUGGAGAAUAAUUCUCAAUAAUUAAAAUUAAAAAGUAAUAAUAAAAAUUUAACAACAAAAAUUAUGUUGUUUAAAAAUUAAACAACAAAAAUGUAUCCUUUUUAUAAACUGUCAAUUUGAAGUUUUUGUUCCAAUUUCAAAUUUCUUCUUGAUCUCCGUUAUGUGGCAAUAUUAUUUCAUUACAAUAAAUAUAAUGACAUGUACUUCAUGAA
This is a messenger RNA of Plodia interpunctella (Indianmeal moth), 1445 nucleotides long. RefSeq lists its product as uncharacterized. Bases 682 to 1254 code for a protein of 190 amino acids. NCBI's taxonomy places the organism in Eukaryota, Metazoa, Arthropoda, Insecta, Lepidoptera, Pyralidae. The record is from RefSeq and is a predicted model, not a curated record. The transcript has 9 exons. Gene Ontology annotation, molecular function: odorant binding.